This is a messenger RNA of Eufriesea mexicana, 2086 nucleotides long. It is a transcript of the gene Hex70a, whose product is annotated as hexamerin 70a. The transcript has 6 exons. The coding region runs from base 17 to 2062 and encodes 681 amino acids. NCBI's taxonomy places the organism in Eukaryota, Metazoa, Arthropoda, Insecta, Hymenoptera, Apidae. The record is from RefSeq and is a predicted model, not a curated record.
UUGAACUUUCAAAAAUAUGUUUCUACUGUCACGGUUGUGGCUGCUAGGGCUGUUGGCCUGCAGUUUGGUCAGUGCAGAAUAUUUUACGAGAACCGCUGACAAGGACUUCCUGAUAAAACAAAAGAGGGUCUACAAUCUUCUAUAUCAUAUCCGUCAACCAUCCCUAACGAACAUUUCGUGGUAUAAUGAGGGUCAAGAAUGGGACCUCGAGGCCAACAUCAAUUUGUACUCCAACCCGGGUGCAGUAAAGGAAUUCCUUUACAUGUACAAAAAUGGAAUGCUUCCGCGAGGAGAAUUAUUUUCGGUUUACUAUCCAAAACUCGUUAAGGAACUGGAAGCUCUGUUUAAGCUGUUCUAUUAUGCAAACGAUUUCGAUACUUUCUACAAAACGGCUCUUUGGGCGAAAAACAAUAUGAACGAGGCCCAAUACUUUAUGGCCCUUUAUAAUGCGGUAAUAAGAAGACCAGACACAAAAUUCAUCCAACUGCCACCUCCGUACGAAAUGUACCCCAACUUAUUCUUCAACUCUGAAGUCCUAGAAAAAGUCCACCACGUGUCAAUGUUUGGUACACCAGAGAAGCAGGCACUUGCAGGAUACAAAGGAUACGUAAUCCCAGCAAACUAUUCCGGCUGGUAUCUGAAUCGCGAGUACAAUUUGGAAAAUAAACUCAAUUAUUUCGUUGAAGAUAUCGGCUUGAAUACUUACUACUUUUUCUUCCGUUUAUCAUACCCAUUCUGGAUGGAUUCCAAGGAAUUUAAUUUACCAGACACCCGCGGAUUGGAAUACCUAUAUGGACACAAAUUAUUACUGAACAGAUACAACUUGGAAAGACUUUCCAACGACUUACCUGCACUCGAGGACUUCGAUUGGCAGAAACCAUUCUACGCCGGUUACUAUCCUAGCAUGAUUUAUCAAAACGGGUUGCCAUUCCCUCAAAGGCCAGACUGGAGUAACUUCCCUGUUUACAAAUACAAAUACAUUAAGGAUAUUACGGAGAAGGAAUCGAGAAUAACGGCUGCAAUUGACUCUGGUUACGUUCUGAGUAAUAAUAGCAAGUGGUACAACAUCUAUACUCAAAACGGUUUGAAUAUUCUUGGAAAUAUACUCGAGGGUAACGUCGAUUCCUAUAACCGUAACUUCUAUGGUAGCAUCGAUGCUCUUGGCAGGAAAAUCCUUGGUUAUAAUCUAGAACCAUCGACCAAGUACCAAAUCUAUCCCAGUGCCUUGGAAACUUUCUCUGCUUCAAUGAGAGACCCUGCCUUUUAUCGCCUCUACAAGAGAAUAAAUAGCUAUUACGAUAGGUACAAUAUGCAUCAGACACCAUAUAAGAAAGAUGAGAUUGUCUAUCCCAAUUUGAAAGUCGAAUCAUUUUCUGUUGAUAAACUGGUUACAUAUUUUAGUCAAUUUGAUGCAACAAUUAGCAAUGGCUUAUUAGUUGAUAAACAAAUUGAUGAACAAAACUUGUUAUUAAUUAAAAUUAGACAGUACCGUUUGAAUCAUAAACCAUUCAAUUUCCACAUUGGUAUCAAUUCUGAUAAACCAAUGAAGGCAGCUAUCAAAAUUUUCCUUGGACCAAAAUAUGAUGCACACCACAAACAAAUUGAACUUUCAGAAUAUCUUAAAUACUUUUAUGAAAUUGACAAUUGGAUUCUUGAUUUGAAUGCUGGUCUAAACAAAAUUGUACGUAGCAAUCAAGACUGCUACUUUACAAUACCUGACCCAGAACCCAGUGAAGUAUUCUACACCAAACUCGAGGCUUCUCUCAACAGUGGCAAACCAUUCACUUACGGUGAAAGAAUCUUUGGAUUCCCAGAAAGACUGUUACUACCAAAGGGUAAAAAGGAAGGAAUGCCAUUCCAAUUGUUCUUAUACAUUAGUCCAGUCUCUACGGAAUACCAAUACACUUCCAGAGUAUGGGGUGAUUACAAAUUCGAUAAUAAACCAUUUGGUUUUCCAUUAGACAAGCCUCUCUAUGAUUUUAAUUAUGAUGGACCUAAUAUGAUGUUCAAAGAUAUUCUUAUUUAUCACAAGGAUGAAUAUGACAUGAAUAUUACUUAUUAAUUAUUGCCUUUUUUCACUUGUAUC